Beta vulgaris subsp. vulgaris (sugar beet) is the source of this 1241-nucleotide messenger RNA. Its product is annotated as ATP synthase subunit O, mitochondrial. Gene Ontology annotation, molecular function: proton-transporting ATP synthase activity, rotational mechanism. Gene Ontology annotation, cellular component: membrane. Gene Ontology annotation, biological process: proton motive force-driven mitochondrial ATP synthesis. The coding region runs from base 154 to 879 and encodes 241 amino acids. The transcript is spliced from 6 exons. NCBI's taxonomy places the organism in Eukaryota, Viridiplantae, Streptophyta, Magnoliopsida, Caryophyllales, Amaranthaceae. The record is from RefSeq and is a predicted model, not a curated record.
CCUCGCUGAGUUAGCGAUUUAGGUGGAGUCGACGGAGAGGAACAGGGUAGUGAAACAACACAAACAGAAGAAAACCCUUGAAUUUUUUCUUCUUUCUGGGAAUUUGUAGAUUGUAGAUUAUUACCAAUCUAAAUCUAAAAUAAUUAACAAGAAAUGGCGAUGGUUCAACGAAUGAGAUCAAGCCUUCCUUUAUUCCAGAAAAUGUUGGCAUCGGAUUCUGUUUCUAGCAGAUCCACUCUUCUUAACCCUAAUUUCAUCAUCAAUGUUGAGAGAAGCUAUGCUACAUCAGCUCCGGCUAAGAAGGACAAGAUUAAGGUUCCUUUUGCUAUGUUUGGAGGUUCUGGGAAUUACGCAUCUGCUUUGUAUCUAUCUGCUGCCAAAGCUGAUGCAUUGGACAAGGUUGAAUCAGAGCUGUUUGACCUCGUGGAAGCUACAAAAAAAUCUCCAAUGUUUUCUCAGUUCACAAAGGAUCUGUCUGUACCGGCAGGUGUAAGAAUUAAAGCUAUAGAUGACAUAUGUACUCAAGCAAAAUUCACAGAUAUUACAAAGAACUUUUUGGUUAUAAUGGCUGAGUAUGGAAGGUUGAGGCACGUAGACGGCAUUGCAAAGAGAUUCGCAGAAUUGACUAUGGCGCACAGGGGAGAGCUGAAGGCAAUUGUUACAACUGUCAUUCCCCUUCCUCCUUCGGAGGAGAAAGAACUGAAGGAAACCUUACAGGAAAUACUUGGGCAGGGUAAGAAGGUCAAGCUUGAGCAGAAGAUUGAUCCUAGCAUUCUUGGUGGUCUAGUGGUUGAAUUUGGGCAGAAAGUGUUUGAUAUGUCCAUUAAGACCAGGGCAAAACAGAUGGAGAGGUUCCUGCGAGAACCCGUCAACCUUUAAGAUCCCCCUGGAAGGUUUAUUCUUGCAGAGCAAUUUUCGGAGGAUUUAUGUUAGUAGUGGCUAACUGGCUACUGGCAGUGGUGCUGCAUAAGAUGAAAAGUUGGACUUUUUUUUUCCCUUUUUGGCUCUAGAUUGUUGAGGCCAUCCUUUUUUCUUUUCUUCUUUUAUCCCAUGGCAUGGUCUUGUUCACAAUAAUAAAAUUGAAUGUUUCUGGUUGGCAUUUUCACCCAGGCAAAGUAAUCUGACUUGUUCACAAGUUGUGCUGUUGUACGUGCUCAAUUUGUGGUGCAUUUGCAUAUGGAAACCAAUGUGAAUCAUUUUUCUGGUAUAGAUGUGAAUGAUAGUUCUACACCUUUGUGACA